This is a messenger RNA of Aspergillus mulundensis, 480 nucleotides long. RefSeq names its product GFA family protein. The coding region runs from base 1 to 480 and encodes 159 amino acids. The record is from RefSeq and is a predicted model, not a curated record. NCBI's taxonomy places the organism in Eukaryota, Fungi, Ascomycota, Eurotiomycetes, Eurotiales, Aspergillaceae. The transcript has 2 exons. Gene Ontology annotation, molecular function: carbon-sulfur lyase activity.
AUGUCCACCAAGACCCUAAACGGCGCCUGCCUCUGCGGCAAAAUCACCUACGCCAUCGACCUUCCAGCCUCCUCGCCAACCCCCAAGGUCCUUCCCCUCCCCACAUUCCCAACCUGCCCUGCCCCUCUCCGCUACGACUGCAAAAAGUACACGGGCGGCCCCUUCUCCACAAACAUCAUCAUCAACCCCUCGCAGCUCCGCUACACCUCCGGCCACCCCAAGACCUUCACGGACAACAGCACGGACAGCGGGAACCCCCUCCCGCGCAUCUUCUGCCCGGACUGCGGAUGCCACUUUACGUCGUCGCCGGAGGGGGCGGACUGGGCGGCGCUGAAGUGGGGGACUCUGGAUGAGGAGUCGCGCAGGGUCACGGGGGAACUGGCGGGGGAGAUCUAUUGUAAGAGGAGGGAUGGAUGGGUUGAUUGUCUUGUUGGUGCGGAGGCGAAGGGGGUGUUUAGGAAGGAGGCGGGGAUGGCGUAG